Molecule: messenger RNA, 2815 nt
Organism: Salarias fasciatus (jewelled blenny)
Lineage: Eukaryota; Metazoa; Chordata; Actinopteri; Blenniiformes; Blenniidae
Product: mixed lineage kinase domain-like protein
Exons: 10
Coding region: 76-1356 (426 amino acids)
Biological process (GO): cell surface receptor signaling pathway; protein phosphorylation; necroptotic signaling pathway
Molecular function (GO): protein kinase activity; ATP binding
Source: RefSeq, a predicted model, not a curated record
UUUUCCCCUUACACUCAACAGACACGAGUCAGAAGCCAGGACGCCGUCUGCACCGUUUUCCUCUCUCCGCUCGUCAUGGACUUAAUAGAUCCCAUCUUGUCCCUGGCCUCUGAGAUUCACACCCUGGUGAAAAAUGUGAAGGACAACAAGGAUCGCUGCCUCUAUGUUUCAAACCGAGUCGAAACCUUGGAGGGCCCGGUGAGGGGGAUCAAGGAGCUGGGGGCGGCCCAGCUCAAGGACAAGGCCAUGGUAGAGAUAACCCUCAAGGACCUCAGGGACACCCUGCAGGCGGCAAAGAAGCUGAUUGAAAAAUACACCUCGGCCAACAAGGUGAAACUUUUCUUUAAGAGCAGCAUCUACGGAGAAAGGUUCACCAUUGUGAACGAUCAUUUGAACGACGCAUCCCAGACCCUGUGUCUGGCUCUGCACGUGGUGAACAUUAACAAGACGCCUGAACAGACCGGUGAGGCAGUGGAUAAAUCUGCUGUGGCCCGGAUCAUUGAGCCAAAAGAGCUGCAGUAUGAAACGGAACCUUUUAUGAAAACACCAGCUUCAGAGGUCUACAAAGGAGAAUUGAAUAGAUCCACAGUAGCCAUAAAGAGAUACCUCAACCCCCAGAGCAUCAGCCCAGAGGACUUGAAGCGUAUUUUCAACAAGGAAGUGGAUACCAUGAAAUGCUUCGAGUCACCCAACAUCCUGCAAAUAUACGGCAUCUGCAUUAAGAACGAGCAGUCCCCAAACCCCGAAUUCCUCAUCGUCAUGGAGUACUGUGAGAAAGGAAGCCUUCGACAGGUCCUGGACAACGAGCGCGACCUCCCGUGGACCAGGAAAGCCCAGAUGUGUCUGGACGCAGCUCGAGGUCUCUAUCGACUGCACCACACCGAAAAGAAAAGUAAAGUCCAUGGGUGCCUCACCAGCUCAAACUUCCUGGUGGAUGUUGGCUACAGAGUCAAGCUGGGAGGUCUUGAACUGGCAACAACUGAGACUUCGCUGAGAAGAAAAUCGAAUGACGCAGAGAUCACAUCGCUGUGCUACUGCUCUCCCCAGAUGCUCAGUAAAAACAGCUACUACACCAAAGAGUGCGACAUAUACAGCUUUGGCAUUGUUCUGUGGGAAAUUGCAACUGGUGAAAAACCAUUUAAAGGAAUGUCAGAUGAUGUCAUCUAUCAGAAAGUGUGUAAAGGGGAUAAGGAGCCUCUUCCAGACGACUGUCCCCCAGCCCUGGCAGAGCUGAUCGACGCCUGCCGGGCCCACGACAGCUUCAAGAGACCAACGGUUGUCGGGGUGGUGAAUAAACUCCUCAGAAUCGUGGAUUGUCUGGCGGAGGCACCAGGCUCUUCCUCAGCCUCGGCCUGAUGCGACCAGCUGCAACAGAAGACGCUCGACUGAGGAACAAACCGGCCUCUAACAUGGAAGUCAUCAGGAGAGGGGAAAAGAACGGAGUCACAUGAGCGUCAGGAUUUUUUUCUUCUUUCUUCAGUCUUUAUUUGUAUAGCACUUUUUAGAUAUAAAAAACAACACAAAAUGCUUCACAGCAUUGAUAACACAAACCAACAUAAAAAAAUAAUAAAUUCACCCCAAAACCUUCAAAUAGGUCAUUCUAGUGUUACGUUGAGAAUCCAGGUUCAACAAUGGUGAAUUUGCAGUGUAUUAUAGUUCAUUUAAAGCAACACUAAGGAACUUUCAGUUUUCCUUGAUUUUGGCGGCGCCAGUGGACCAAAGCUAAGGUUGAAAAGUUCCGUAGUGUCGCUUUAAAGCAUCCUGUUUGUGUUUGUGCUCUGAUGAAGGAGCAGUUUGCUUCAGAAUCUCUGUGUCUUAAGCUCAUUGUGGCAGAAAGGCUUUAUGUGUGAAAAUACUUCAAGAAAAGAGUUUGCUCCAAACUCCAAGUGUAGUUUCAUCAACAACUUCGCCAUCAGUACUAUUGGUAUACUUCUUUAAUAUUGUUGUAGUCAUGUACAUGUAAUCCACUUUUUACUUUUCGAAAGUAGCUUCAAGUAACCUUUUAGAUUUAUUACUUUAACAUGAAUAAACAAGCCUACAUUUGUUUAUGAAUGUUUUUUUUUUUGUAUUGUACUGGGUUUUUUUUUGUAUUAUUUGUACUGUAAUUUGCAUUAUGACUGGAUUUCAGAAAACCAUAUUUUUUAUGCUUGCAGUUUUGUUUCUUUCAUACACAGAACUUGUUGUAUAAUGCAUUUACAUUCUAACCACUAUGCUGUGAUCACUCAUUAAUCCACCAUAUAUAACCACAUUCUAAAUCAUUUUGCUGAGAUUCACUUGUUUAUAUACAGUUUUAAUCACAUUCUAAUGAAUAUGUACUGAUUCAACUGUUCACUAUAUUUUUACUUCAUAUAUACGUAUUCUGUGAUUGUUUCAUGAUUUUGAGGCCUUCAGUAUAACAGGCUGUGACUGAAAGCUCAUUCUGUGUGCAUUCUGACGGUCCCAGGCCGGUUUCAAGGUUAGGAGCAGGGAGUAGAUCUACUCCCUGUUCUCUCCCCACAUGAGAAAAGACCUGAUUAUUUCCUUCAAAGUACAUGUGACCUUCAUGAAACAAUUACUGUCUGUUGGUCUUCGAGAAAAACAACCCUGUGACAGUCAGAGUGUUAUCAGAAUGUAACUAUCAAUCAUAUGCAAACCCAACAGUAUAACUUCCCAAGCAGAGGAGAGAUCGGGGCCAUUUUCUGCUGGAGACUCUGAUGCUGUCAGAGCUCACGGACAUGGUCCAGGACUCCUGUUUUUCUUUUAUUGCUAGCAUUUAGGUUAUCUCCCUGUCUGAUCAACUUUCUAUUGAAUUAAAGAUCUUGUGCAGAGACUUCUA